This is a messenger RNA of Caenorhabditis bovis, 1638 nucleotides long. The record is from the annotation of a GenBank genome assembly. Lineage: Eukaryota; Metazoa; Nematoda; Chromadorea; Rhabditida; Rhabditidae.
AUGCCCAUAAAUUAUCUCCGAUAUGCACAUGAGGAUAAGUUGAGCGUGAAACUUUUACAAUGGCUGGAAGAGCGGGUGCCCGAAGAUGAUCCGAUCCGAAUUUCAAAUCAUGAAUCAUACCAAUUUAUCGAGCAAUUAGGAACCGGCAGAUUUGGAAAAAUUUGUAAAUAUUUAAAUGAAUCGACAUCGCAACACGAGACUGUUAAAAUAGUCGACUUAACAUUGUUUGAUCACUGGACUCAAGAUCGAAAUAAACUCUCAAAUAGGCUCGACAAUUUCCUACGAGAGAUUAGGUACUUGCACAAACUAAGCCAUGCGAAUAGUAAAAUAGUGAAUUAUUAUGGAUUGUAUUCGGAUAGCAAAAAUUUUUUUAUCAUUACCGAAUUCUUACCAAGAGGAUCUGUUAAGGAUUUAGUAAUGAGGGAAACACUUACAGAAGAGCAAGCUUUAAAAUAUUUAUUAGAGACUGUCAAAGCUUUACAUUUUCUUCAUACUCUUACCCCACCAAUUAUUCAUAGCGAUAUUAAAGCAAGAAAUCUAUUAAUUACAAAGAACGACACGAUUAAGCUAGCCAAUUUUGGGCUUGUUCGGGACCUUGCAACUGAUGGAUUUGGAGUUGCAGUCUCCUCAGAGAUCUCAUUGGACUUUCGAGGAAGGUUACUCUACGUUUCACCGGAAGUAUUGAAAAGUGACCUCGGCCCUGGCAACCGGAUGGCUUAUGGCCUACCGGCCGAUAUUUGGGCGUUGGGGUGCACUUUUAUAGAAAUGCUACUCAAACAUCCACCACAUUUCGAAUAUUUUGGGCAUGUUAGUGAAAUUCCAUCAGUACUUCUUGGCUAUGCGAGAGAGGACAAUGGAAAAGAGCUUCCUUAUACUUCUGAAGUCUUAGUGCCAACAUCGUCAAAAAAAAUUCAAUUAUUGGUUGAUAUAAUGCUGGUAAAGGAUCCGAAGAGAAGACCAAAUACCAAGCGACUGCUAAGAAUUAUUCCUGAUGUUGUGAAUCGAAGUGAUAGUUGGGAUGGAGAAGGUUAUAAUCCAUCAAUAACACCUACCUCGUCUUCAUUCUCUGUCAAAGAAAACAAUUCAAAAUUCGAUAGUAGUGAGUCAGGGUUCACAACGUUGAAGGAGUCUCGAAAAUAUGGCCAACUCGCAAAGUUUUUUCUAUUUAUUUCAUAUUUUGCCACCAGAAUUCUUUACUUUUUAACGAUUCUUACAAAAUCGGUGUGCUAUUUACUCGUUUUCUUGUUCACUGGAAUUGUUAUUUUAUUGUUUUUUCUAGUUCUCUCAUAUUUCAUCGUUCAAUCAGGGAGAUAUUUAUUAUCGCAAAGCUGCCACUGCGAUCUUAACGAGCCUCAAUAUAUAAUAAUAUCAGGGAUUUUAAUUGUUUUGCUAUUUGCAUUGUUGUUCAGUUGUUGUAUGGUAGCGUUAGGCGAAUACAAAUUCUUAAUAGCGAAUCGAACAUUGAAAGAUUCACGAUUCUUUUUCCCGCGUCCCAAUAAGUCGGCCAAAUUGUUCGGGAUUACAAUCAUACGAGGGAAAGAUGAUAUUCGGAGGAAAUCUAGAGCCGAGAUCUCUCGUCCAAUGAUCAAUUCAACAGCCAAAACUCAACAUGAUGAAUUUUAUAAAGAUACUCCAUAG